AAAGACUUGGAUUUCCUGCCAAAGACAAAGCCGAUUGUUAUUAUUGGUGUCGGCUACAUACAAAUCCAAAUAAGCCGUCGCUACAAUAUGCCACGCUCGAUGUUCGUCAGUGAUCCGGAAUCUGUGCUCUAUAGCAGCGAUAAAGUGAACAGCAAAAAACAGACGGCUACGGUGGCCGGCUUGAUGUCAGACAGGGACGCCGCGAAAUGUGACUUGGUUGGCCCGGUUGCGAUCCGAUUGAAACAGCGAAUCCGGCAGCGCAUCAGGAAUGCAUACUCUAUUCACGAGGUGUUCGAACUUAGGAUCAAUCGCACUGAAAGCAAAGCUGACAAGGUUUGUUCAUUAGUCUGUGAAACCAGUGAAACUUACGUGGCGUGA
Molecule: messenger RNA, 378 nt
Organism: Gongylonema pulchrum
Lineage: Eukaryota; Metazoa; Nematoda; Chromadorea; Rhabditida; Gongylonematidae
Source: the annotation of a GenBank genome assembly